AUGACAAUUCACCAAGCCACCACCCCUGCCGACUCAAGCGGCAACUCCACCAAAGACAAGGGCCCCUACCACCCAAUCCUCCAAGCCUACGUCGCAGACAAUAACCUUUCCUCCCCGGAAGCUGCCACCACCAUCGCCUCAACCACAUUAUCCCCUCCAGCCUCAGGAGAAUCCCUCGAAGACAAACUCACCCACCUAUGGCGCCUAAUCCUGGACCUCGCCAUCCAAAACCCUGCGCAUCAGGACAAACUGGUAUCACUUCUCACAGCUCUAUCCCAUCUCCCAGACGCCACCGCACCCAGAGCAGAUGAAGAUGAAGACGCCAAAAGCCCGCUAACCGUUCACGACAUGCGCGUCUGGCAAGACCUACCAAUGCUGGGCUGGGAGAUCCGCCACCGGUGGAACGACUCCGUCCCAGCCCCAAGCUCAACUCCAGGGACUAAGGAGACAGAGGAGCGAGCCGCCGCGAUCGCAAGGAUCGUGAACGUGAACCGCUUCGUCGCGCGGCUGGUCGCCACCCACGAGCCGGUCUUCCGGCCGCACGCGUGGUUCGCGCUCGUGACGCUGCGGCGGGCGCUGGAGACACCGUGGGAGCGGAUGAGCCCGGAGGAUCCCCUCGCGGCGUGGGUGCCGGCGGCGGCGGUGUGGGUGGAGGUGCUCGGGGCGGAGAUCUAUGGGUGGGAGGAGGAGUAUGCGGCUGGGCCGGGGGUGGGGGCGAGAGGUCGGGGCGGGCCCCUGUGGAAGGGGAAGCAUGGCUUCUGUCGGGAGCGGUGGGGGCUGUGGAGGGAAAGGUUUGGUGAGGUGGCGGGGAUGGAAGGGGAAGAUGAGGGUGUUCGGAGCGUGGCGCGGGAGGCGGAGCGGAGGAUGAAGGGGAUUGAGGCGGGGGUAGGUGGUGUCGAUAGGUAG
Molecule: messenger RNA, 906 nt
Organism: Aspergillus aculeatus ATCC 16872
Lineage: Eukaryota; Fungi; Ascomycota; Eurotiomycetes; Eurotiales; Aspergillaceae
Product: DUF3632 domain-containing protein
Exons: 1
Coding region: 1-906 (301 amino acids)
Source: RefSeq, a predicted model, not a curated record